AUGGGCUUCUCCGCGCUACUGCCGGGCGCCUUGUGCACCUUCGUGCUCUUGCCGCUGCUGCUGCUCCUGGUCGCGGCCAAGCUCUGGGACGUGUACUGCCUGCGGGGCCGCGAUCCCGCCUGCCCCUUGCCCUUGCCCCCUGGCAGCAUGGGGCUGCCUUUCUUCGGGGAGACGCUCCAGCUGGUGCUGCAGCGGCGGAAGUUCCUGCAGAUGAAGCGGAGCAAGUACGGCCACGUCUACAAGACGCACCUCUUCGGGAAGCCCACCGUGCGCGUGAUGGGGGUGGAGAACGUGCGGCUCAUCCUGCUAGGCGAGCACCGGCUGGUGGCCGUGCAGUGGCCGGCCUCGGUGCGCACCAUCUUGGGCGCGGGCUGCCUCUCCAACCUCCACGACGGCCAACACAAACACCGCAAGAAGGUCAUCAUGCGGGCUUUCUCCCGGGAGGCUCUGGAGCAUUACAUCCCCGUCAUCCAGGAGGAGGUGACCGCUUGCCUCAGGCAGUGGGUGCUGGCUAGCAGUGGGGGCGGCGGCGGCUCUUCCUGCCUGCUGGUUUACCCGGAGGUGAAGCGCCUCAUGUUCCGCAUCGCCAUGCGCAUCCUCCUGGGGUUCCGAUCCAGCCAGGCGGACUCGGACAGCGAGCAGCACCUGGUGGAAGCCUUCGAGGAAAUGAUCCGCAACCUUUUCUCCUUGCCAAUCGACGUGCCGUUCUGUGGCUUUUACAAGGGCUUGAGGGCGCGGGCCAUCAUCCACGCCAAGAUCGAGGAGAACAUCCGGGCGAAACUGGCCGGGAAGGAGCCCGCCGACGGCUACAAGGACGCCCUGCAGCUGCUGAUGGAGCACACGCAGAGCGACGGCGAGCAGCUCAGCAUGCAGGAGCUAAAAGAGUCAGCCACUGAGCUGCUUUUUGGUGGACAUGAGACCACUGCCAGCGCUGCUACAUCCUUGAUUAUCUUCCUGGGUCUUCACCACGAAGUGCUGCAAAAAGUGAGACAAGAACUACAAGAGAAGGGAAUACUGAGCAAGUUGAGCCAAGAGAAGCAUUUGGAAAUGGAAAUCUUAGAACAGUUGAAGUACACUUCCUGUGUCAUCAAAGAGACGCUCCGGCUCAGCCCGCCUGUUCCGGGAGGAUUCAGAGUUGCACUCAAGACUUUUGAGUUAAAUGGCUACCAGAUUCCUAAAGGGUGGAAUGUCAUUUAUAGUAUUUCUGACACCCAUGAUGUGGCUGAGCUGUUCAUUGACAAAGAGGAGUUCAAACCUGAUCGUUUCAUGGGUCCUUUCCCUGAGGAUGCCUCACGGUUUAGUUUCAUUCCCUUUGGAGGCGGCUUGAGAAGCUGUGUGGGCAAAGAGUUUGCCAAACUUCUCCUCAAAAUCUUUACUGUCGAGUUGGCACGGAACUGCGAUUGGCAGCUUAUAAAUGGACCACCAACAAUGAAGACAGGCCCAACGGUAUACCCGGAGGACAAUCUACCUACAAAAUUCACAAGUUUUAAUGGUCGAGUCUAAUGAAUUCCAUCAAAAGCAUGUGCAGUGGCCUUUUCUAGUGCCCUAAAUUCAAUAUUGUGUAUUUAACAUUAUGAGCGUGAAAUAGUUAUUUAUGAGUGUGUGUGUGUUUUCCCCACCAUGAUAUUUUUAAAGCAGUUUCACAUAUAAAACUUGUUCUUUUUUUGUACAGCAGGCACUAUAAUUAUGGGUCCUUGGGAU
This is a messenger RNA of Pogona vitticeps (central bearded dragon), 1701 nucleotides long. RefSeq names its product cytochrome P450 family 26 subfamily A member 1 (gene CYP26A1). Lineage: Eukaryota; Metazoa; Chordata; Lepidosauria; Squamata; Agamidae. Gene Ontology annotation, molecular function: iron ion binding; oxidoreductase activity, acting on paired donors, with incorporation or reduction of molecular oxygen; heme binding. The record is from RefSeq and is a predicted model, not a curated record. Gene Ontology annotation, biological process: sterol metabolic process.